AUAUUUUAAUUUAAAAGCAAGUGUAUACAUUGGCAUUUUAACUUACAGUAAAAUGAUGUAUGCAAUUGUUGCCUUUGAUGAGGAAAAUAACACUGACUAUCUACCUCUAAUUUGGCUUGUUAAUGCGAUGAGCGAAAAUGUUCUGUCUAUAAUAUCUUCAAGGAAAUCAACAGAUUUUUAUUGGCCACGCUGGACAAAUAUGAAAAAAAUUGACGCAGCAAAAUCAAUCUGUCAAGACCCAGAAGUUGGUUGGCUGCGAUUUUCUGGAAGAAUUUUGUCCACUGCUGACACAGAAUCUGAAGCAAAAGAAAAAUGUAAAUAUGCAGAAGAUACAUCAAAUGUUGAUGAACUAUAUCUAAAAAAUCGAAAAAGGUCUAUAAAGUUCAACAAUUUCAUUUCGAUAGAUGGAAGAUAUUUACAUUCUUUUGUAACCUUAUAUGAUUAUAAUAAAAUAAUCUUAAUACAAUUAAAAAUAAUAAUGCUUGUAUUCCAUAAUUAGCCAGUCUUCUGAAAAAGAUUCUCAAGUAAAGUUAUUUGAAAAAAGUUAGUAAAAUAUUACUUAAAAUAAAGUUUGUUUAUAUAUAGAUAUACAGGACUUGUUUUAAAUAAAAUAUGUGUAGCAUAAAAGCGUAAGCAUUUUUGCUUUUUAGAAAAGGAAAUUGAAUCUAUUUUUUUUAAAGAAGAACUUAGUAAAUCAAUAAAGAAAAAGAAAACAGAGUCAACAAAAGG
This is a messenger RNA of Hydra vulgaris (swiftwater hydra), 729 nucleotides long. The record is from RefSeq and is a predicted model, not a curated record. Lineage: Eukaryota; Metazoa; Cnidaria; Hydrozoa; Anthoathecata; Hydridae.